AUGGGUAAUGGAAACUCGACAGAUGUUGGCGAUAAUUAUAAUCUUAUCGGCUCCAUUCGGCGUAAUAGUAAAAAGUCUGAAUUUCUUUUUGUCGACGGCAGAAGAUUUCAUAACGAAAAUGAUGCAAAUUACGUUCUUCCAAAUGAUGAUAAGGAAGUCGAUAGAUUACAAAUGCAGCAUUACCUAAUGAAACAUGUGUGGGGUGGUAAUUUCUCUUCUCCUAUCGAAACACAAUUAAAACAACAUGGAUCUAGGGUCCUAGAUGUCGGAUGCGGGACAGGGAUUGUUUCACUUGAUAUGGCACAUACAUUCCUUAAUUGUGAAUUCACUGGAAUCGACAUCUCGCCAAUUUAUCCAUCCGAAAUCAAACCUUCAAACGUUAACUUCCAAAAAGUCAAUGUUAUUCAGGGUUUACCGUUCCCAGAUAAUCAUUUUGAUUUUGUUUAUCAACGAUUUCUCGUUAUGUCACUUACACCAUCACAAAUCGAAAUUUUAAUAAACGAACUUCUCCGAGUUUUAAAACCUGGUGGCUGGGUAGAAAUCAUGGAAGCAGGAGUAGGGACAUUAAAUCAAGGUCCAGCACAGAAAUUACUCAUGGAUUCCAUCAAGAAACUUAUUAAUUCCAAUAAUUUAGUCUGGGGGAUAGAUAUUUAUCAAAAGAAUUUUGAGAACCAUCCAGGUUUAAUAGAUGUUAAAUUAGAGAAACGCGAGUGUCCAGCGGGAAAAUUGGGCGGUAAACUUGGCGAAGUGUGUCGAGAUGAUUUUUCAAUUGGAUGUGAAGCUCUAAAGUCAAAACUAGUGCCUAUACUAAAUUAUUCUGAUAAACAAUAUGAUGAAUUGAUAAAGGAAUUUAUCAAAGAACUUGAUAAUAAGUUUCAUUGA
This is a messenger RNA of Entrophospora candida, 882 nucleotides long. The record is from the annotation of a GenBank genome assembly. NCBI's taxonomy places the organism in Eukaryota, Fungi, Glomeromycota, Glomeromycetes, Entrophosporales, Entrophosporaceae.